Molecule: messenger RNA, 1034 nt
Organism: Megalops cyprinoides (Indo-Pacific tarpon)
Lineage: Eukaryota; Metazoa; Chordata; Actinopteri; Elopiformes; Megalopidae
Product: calcium and integrin-binding protein 1-like
Exons: 7
Coding region: 411-980 (189 amino acids)
Molecular function (GO): calcium ion binding
Source: RefSeq, a predicted model, not a curated record
UAUAACUUUAGGUGCUGUUUGUGCUGACGUUGCAGAUAAAACUUGUGCUCAAAACAUAUCUGAAGAACAAACAAAUUUCAUCUGUUGGAUCCAGGGUGUGCGCGCCUGUGUUUGUCUAUACGACUCCAUUCCACACAAGCGCUGAAUUCUCACUCUGAAUUCAUUUUAUUAAUUUAUAAUACUGGGAUCAGCGGCGUCGAACCACAAAUUAAUAUAACAUCUGUGUACAGUGUACUCUAUGGACACAACUAAUUACGUAAGUUAAGUACUUUGCUGGCUAACUAACGCUACAGGAACAGGAAGUAGACAAAGCUGGCUAGCGUUCGAGGAAGCACGAACUACUUCGACAUUAACUAGUUACAGUUUUCAGUUAGCCAAUAAUUUACAUUUCUUCAUAAUCGUUGAUAACAAUGGGAACAACAGCAAGUCAGUUACCGAAGGAUUUGCUUUCCGAGUACCAGGAGCUGACAUUUUUAACAAAACAAGAAAUCUUGCUCGCCCACAAUAGAUUCACAGAGCUCCUUGCAAAAGAGGACAGGAGUAGUACAAGCCAAAGAGUUCCUUUGGAGAAAGUCCUGACCAUGCCAGAGCUCAAGUCCAAUCCUUUCCGGAAAAGGAUCUGUCAUGUGUUUUCAACAUCUGAAGCAAAAGAUGGCAGCCUGACUUUUGAGGACUUCCUGGACCUCCUGAGUGCCUUUAGUGACUCUGCCACCCUGGAGAUCAAAUCACACUAUGCAUUCCGCAUCUUUGACUUCGAUGAUGAUGGCACGCUGGACCGUGGAGACCUAGAGAAAUUGGUGAAUUGUCUGACUGGUGAGACGGACGACACCAGGCUGACCCCCGAAGAGAUGAGGCAACUCAUCAGUAAUAUUUUGGAGGAAUCUGAUAUCGACAAAGAUGGAACGGUUAACCUCUCAGAGUUCCAGCAUGUUAUUUCCAGAUCACCAGAUUUUGUCAGUUCUUUUAAGAUUGUCCUGUGAGCCUUGCAACUUGCAGACUAGCAACGGACCACUGCAGCUGCGCAAAAUCUGCCG